Messenger RNA from Cyprinodon variegatus (sheepshead minnow), 3601 nucleotides. RefSeq names its product cleavage and polyadenylation specificity factor subunit 1-like. Gene Ontology annotation, molecular function: nucleic acid binding; protein binding. The transcript has 29 exons. NCBI's taxonomy places the organism in Eukaryota, Metazoa, Chordata, Actinopteri, Cyprinodontiformes, Cyprinodontidae. Gene Ontology annotation, cellular component: nucleus; mRNA cleavage and polyadenylation specificity factor complex. The coding region runs from base 86 to 3487 and encodes 1133 amino acids. The record is from RefSeq and is a predicted model, not a curated record.
AAUGUGUUGAUGAUUGACAGGUGUCCAGGAGGAAGUGAAGAUAACACUGGACUGCUCCCAGUCUGACUUUAUAGCGGCUGACAAGAUGGUGAUCUCCCUAAAAGGAGGAGAGAUUUAUGUGUUGACGCUCAUAACAGACGGCAUGAGGAGCGUCAGAGCUUUCCACUUUGACAAAGCUGCAGCCAGCGUCCUCACAACAUGUAUGGUUACCAUGGAGCCCGGCUACCUGUUCCUCGGUUCGCGGCUUGGAAACUCGCUGCUCCUGAAGUACACCGAGAAGCUGCAGGAGACGCCUGCUGAGGACGGAAAAGACAAGCAGGAAAAAGAGAAAGAAACAGACAAACAGGAGGAGCCGCCCGUCAAAAAGAAGCGAGUGGAGUCUUCCACCAACUGGACAGAUGAGGUGGAUGAGAUCGAGGUGUACGGCAGCGAGGCCCAGUCAGGCACGCAGCUGGCUACCUACUCAUUUGAGGUGUGUGACAGCAUCCUGAACAUCGGUCCUUGUGCCAAUGCUUCUAUGGGGGAGCCUGCCUUCCUCUCCGAAGAGUUUCAGAGCAACCCUGAACCUGACCUGGAGGUGGUCGUCUGCUCCGGUCACGGUAAAAACGGUGCGCUGUCCGUCCUCCAGAGAAGCAUUCGGCCUCAGGUGGUCACCACUUUCGAACUGCCUGGUUGCCAAGACAUGUGGACGGUUGUCUCCAGUGAAGUCAAGGAGGACAAAAAGGCUUUAAAAAGCGAUGAGUCGGACGACGCGGCGAAGGCAGAAGGUAAGGAGGAUGGGGAAGAGGGAGAGAAGGACAAGGAAGAGCCAGAGAAAGAGGAGGAGAAGACGGAGCGCCCCCUGGAGGACGACUCCAAAAGGCACGGCUUUCUCAUCCUGAGCAGAGAGGAUUCCACCAUGAUUCUUCAGACAGGUCAGGAAAUAAUGGAGCUGGACACCAGUGGGUUUGCUACUCAGGGGCCGACUGUGUUCGCUGGAAACAUCGGCGAUGACCAGUACAUCAUCCAGGUCUCACCCAUGGGCCUGCGCCUGCUAGAAGGAGUGAAACAGCUCCACUUCAUCCCCGUGGAUCUGGGCUCUCCCAUCGUGCAUUGCUCCGUGGCCGACCCCUACGUGGUUAUCAUGACGGCUGAGGGCGUGGUCACCAUGUUUGUGCUGAAAAGCGACUCCUACAUGGGGAAAACGCACCGACUGGCCCUGCAGAAACCACAGAUUUCCACCCAAUCCCGCGUGAUCGCUCUGUGUGCGUACCGAGAUGUUAGCGGCAUGUUCACCACAGAAAGCAAGACGUGCUCCUCCACCAAAGAGGACUUCAUCAGCAGGAGCCUUUCAGAGGAGGAGACGGUUUACCAGGACCUCAGCAACGCUGUGGAUGACGAGGAGGAAAUGCUGUACGGAGAGUCCAGCACCAACCAGCCCUCAAAGGAGGAAACCAGCCGCAACUCAGCGGGACCCGCAGGCAACAGCGGCGAAGGGAGCUCAGGCAAAGCAGAGCCGUCCCACUGGUGUGUGAUCAUCAGAGACAACGGGGUGAUGGAGAUUUUCCAGCUGCCAGACUGGCGCUUGGUUUUCCUGGUGAAGAACUUCCCAGUAGGUCAGCGGGUGCUGGUGGACAGUUCUUCUGGCCAGUCGGCCACGCAGGCGGAUGGUAAAAAGGAGGAAGUCGCUCGACAGGGAGAGUUCCCGGUGAUCAAAGAAGUCGCCUUGGUGUCUCUGGGCAACAAUCGCAGCAGACCGUAUUUACUGGUCUACGUGGAGAACGAGCUUCUGAUCUACGAGGCGUUCCCGUACGAUCAGCAGCAGCCACAGAACAACCUGAAAGUUCGCUUCAAAAAGGUGCACCACAACAUCAACUUCAGAGAAAAGAAAUCAAAACUGAGGAAAGACAAAAAGGCGGAGAGCGGCGCAGAGGAGGGCCCUCCGACGAAGGGUCACAUCUCCAGGUUCAGAUACUUUGAGGACAUCUCUGGUUACUCAGGGGUGUUUAUCUGCGGCCCGUCUCCUCACUGGAUGUUCGUCACGUCACGAGGAGCUCUGAGGCUCCACCCGAUGAGCAUCGACGGGCCAAUCGAGUCCUUCUCUCCGUUCCACAACAUCAACUGUCCCAAAGGUUUCCUCUACUUCAACAAGCAGGGGGAGCUGAGGAUCAGCGUCCUCCCCACCUACCUGUCCUACGACGCCCCCUGGCCCGUCAGGAAAAUCCCCCUGAGGUGCACCGUCCACUACGUCUCCUACCACGUCGAAUCCAAGGUGUACGCAGUGUGCACGAGUGUGAAAGAGCUGUGCACCCGCAUCCCCAGAAUGACGGGAGAGGAGAAGGAGUUUGAAACCAUUGAGAGAGACGAGCGCUACAUUAACCCUCAGCAGGAGAAGUUCUCCAUCCAGCUCAUCUCUCCUGUCAGCUGGGAGACCAUCCCCAACACACGGAUCGACCUGGAGGAGUGGGAACAUGUGACCUGCAUGAAGACCGUGGCUCUGAGGAGUCAGGAGACGGUUUCCGGCCUGAAGGGCUACAUUGCAGCAGGGACCUGUGUGAUGCAGGGGGAGGAGGUGACCUGCAGGGGCAGGAUUCUGAUCCUGGAUGUGAUCGAGGUGGUCCCAGAACCGGGCCAGCCGCUCACCAAGAACAAGUUCAAGGUGCUCUAUGAGAAGGAGCAGAAGGGCCCCGUGACGGCUCUGUGCCAUUGCCAUGGAUACCUGGUGUCAGCCAUCGGCCAAAAGAUCUUCCUGUGGGUCCUGAAGGACAACGACCUGACGGGGAUGGCCUUCAUCGACACGCAGCUCUACAUCCACCAGAUGAUCAGCAUCAAGAACUUCAUCCUGGCAGCCGACCUGAUGAAGAGCAUCUCUCUGCUGCGCUACCAGGAGGAGAGCAAGACGCUGUCGCUGGUCAGCAGGGAUGCGAAGCCCUUAGAGGUCUACAGCGUCGAGUUCUUGGUGGACAACAACCAGCUUGGUUUCCUAGUAUCUGAUCGGGACAAGAACCUGUUCGUUUACAUGUAUUUGCCUGAAGCUAAAGAGAGCUUCGGAGGAAUGCGCCUGCUGAGGCGCGCCGACUUCAACGCGGGAGCCCACAUCAGCACGCUGUGGAGGAUGCCGUGCCGAGGAGCGCUGGACUCCAUCAGCAAGAAGGCUCUGACCUGGGACAACAAGCAGAUCUCCUGGUUCGCGACCCUGGACGGCGGGAUCGGCCUGCUGCUCCCCAUGCCGGAGAAGACCUACCGCCGCCUGCUGAUGUUGCAGAACGCUCUCAACACCUUGCUGCCUCAUUAUGCCGGGCUCAACCCGAAAGCCUACAGGAUGAUGCACUGCGACAGACGGAGCCUGCAGAACGCGGUGAGGAACGUCCUGGAUGGAGACCUCCUCAGCAAGUACCUUUACCUCAGCACCAUGGAGCGCAGCGAGCUGGCCAAAAAGAUCGGAACAACGCAGGACAUUAUCCUGGACGAUCUUCUGGAAAUCGACCGAGUGACGGCUCACUUCUGAGCCUCCCUCACAUUCCAAUCUGGAAGCCAUCUUUGUGCUUUUUCUUAUCCAACGGCUUCAUCUUGUUUUCUUAGAAUAUUUUGUAUUAAAAAAAGAAAACAAUCAUUCUGAGUU